CUCCCGCUCUACAACACACAUUUUGCCUGUAUUUUUCCCAUGUCAGGUACCCUCCCGCUCUCAGAUAGCACUGCUACAGUAGCACAAAGCACAUGUAGCCAAGCUGCCCGCAGCCGAUUGCACCAUCCAACUGCCCGCAUUUCUUUCUUUCCUUCUUUUUUCCUGCUUGACCGCGGCUUGCGGCCCGUUUCAACGGUGCCUGUCAGAAGCAGAAAAGGUGUGUGUGAGAGUGACAUGCCCACAGCUCGUAAACGCAGCCAGAUUCCUGUAUACCCAGCCCAUAGCAGCAACUAGAGA
Molecule: messenger RNA, 297 nt
Organism: Trichoderma asperellum CBS 433.97
Lineage: Eukaryota; Fungi; Ascomycota; Sordariomycetes; Hypocreales; Hypocreaceae
Source: RefSeq, a predicted model, not a curated record